AUGCCUCCUCCACCCCACACACGCCCUGAGAAUGUUCUCAAGAGGGCCCAAGAACUGAUCGGGGUUGGCCAGCAACAGGCCGCCCUAUCUAUUCUACACGAACAUGUCACGUCAAAGAGGACGCGUAACAGCACGAUCGCUGCUCUGGAGCCGGUCAUGCUGUUGUUUGUGGAGCUUUGCGUAGAUCUGAAGAAAGGGAAGUCCGCCAAGGAUGGGCUUUACAACUACAAGAACACGAGCCAGAACACGAACGUGGCCACCAUUGAGCUGGUCUUCCGCAAAUUCAUUGACCUGGCGGAGCAGAAAGUCAAGGAGGCACAAGCGAAGGCGGAUGAGAUGACGGGUCAGAAUGAGUCCUCAGAAGAAGGGGCUACCACAUCGAUUGGCGAUGUUGGUGAUCUCGAGGCCAUGGAGACUCCGGAGUCCAUCCUGCUUUCCACUGUAUCUGGCGAGCAGUCUAAGGACCGAACCGACCGCGCGAUCGUGACACCAUGGUUGAAGUUCUUGUGGGAGGCCUACCGGACUGUCCUCGACAUCUUCAAGAACAACGCGCGCCUCGAGGUCAUGUACCAGACCACCGCCCAUCAGGCCUUUGACUUCUGCAAGCGCUACACCCGCAAGACUGAAUUCCGCCGCUUGUGUGAAUUGCUGCGCAACCACCUGCAGAACGCUGCCAAGUACUCCCAGCAGGUCCACGCGAUCAACCUCAGCGAUCCGGAGACUCUCCAGCGCCAUCUGGAUACUCGCUUCGAGCAGCUCAACGUCGCUGUUGACCUUGAGUUGUGGCAGGAGGCUUUCAAGAGUGUCGAGGACAUUCACACCCUUCUCAGUUUGUCGAAGAGGCAGCCCAAGAAUUCGAUGAUGGCCACCUACUUCGAGCGCCUGACUAGGAUCUUCUUGGUCAGCGAGAACUACCUCUUCCACGCCGCUGCCUGGAGCCGAUACUACAGUCUCCUCAACAUGUCAGCUCGUGCUGUCGGAGCUGGUGCGUCGAAAAAGGAUAACCCAACCAACAUCACCGAUGCCGACCUUUCCAGGUCUGCCACAUAUGUGUUGUUGUCGGCCUUGGCCAUUCCGGUCAUCAGCACUACCCGUUCCCGAGGCGCUCUCAUCGAUGCCGACGCUGCUCGUAACAACAAGAAUGCUCGUCUGACCAAUCUUCUGGGCAUGAACUCCGCCCCGACUCGUGCGAUCUUGUUCAAGGACAUGCUCAACAAGGAUAUCUUGGCUCGCGCAAGGCCAGAGAUCCGUCAGCUCUACAGCAUUCUCGAGACCGACUUCCACCCCAAGGUUAUCUGUGCCAAGGUCUCGCCUGUCCUUUCGCAGAUCGGCGCCGACGAGGAAUUGCAGAAGUACGUUCUGCCUCUGCAGCAGGUCAUCUUGACACGUCUGUUUCAGCAGCUGUCUCAAGUAUAUACCGACGUUAAGCUGGAUGACGUCCUGGCCCUUGCCGAGUUCCCUGACCCAUUCAAGGUCACCCCAGCCACUAUCGAGAAAUUCAUCAUGAACGGCUGCAAGAAGGGCGACUUGUCGAUUCGCAUUGACCACUCUACCGGAAUUCUCACCUUCGACCAGGAUGUCUUCUCUUCUUCCAAGGCCCUUCACACAGGUGCUGCUGCUGGCUCGGCAGAGGCCGACGCUGGCUCUGUGCAGCGUUUGCAGAGCACUCCCUCCGAGAUUGUCCGCACACAACUGUCCCGCCUUUCUAAAGCAUUGUACACGGCUGUGCAAUAUGUCGACCCAUCUUUCAACGAGGAUCGAUACAAGUCCAAGCUUGCUGCGUUGAGGCGUGCUGAGGCUGGCGCUGAGCAGGAGCACCAAGAUCUAUUGGCGAGACGUGACAUCAUUCAGCAGAAGAAGGAAUCCGCUGCCAGUGCACAAGCUGCCCGCCAGCGCGAGGAGGAGCAACGCCGCAAGACUAAGCAACAAGAGCUUCAGGCGGCCGAGACAGAGCGUCUUACACAGGAGGCCAAGGAUCGUGACGAGCGUAGGCUCCAGGCCGAGCGCAAGAAGGUGCAGCGUGAGGAGGCAGAGAAGCAGCUCAAGGAGUUGCAGAAGGGUGUCAAGGGUGUAGAUGUCUCUGGUCUAGAUCUUGACGACCUUGACAGUGGACGCAUUCGUCUGCUUAAGCUUCAGGCUUUGGAACGUGAGAAGAAUGAGAUGGGUGAAAAGCUGAGGAUUACUGGCAAGCGUAUCGAUCAUCUUGAGCGUGCUUACCGUAAGGAGGAGCUCAAGCAUCUCGAGCAGGACUAUCAGCAACAGCGAGACCACGACCUCGAGGCGUACACGAAGACCAAGGAAGAGACAUCUCGCAAUGCUGAACAAAAGCAUAAGGAGGACGUCUCACUCAAGCACCGUCUCAGCAAGCUCCUGCCAGCAUACGAGACUUUCAAGAAGGACAUCACCAAGCAACGCCACGCCGACUUCGAGAAGCGUGACCGCGAGGCACAGAAGGAACUCAACAGGAAGAUGGACCAACGCCGACAAGAAGUUCGCGAGCAGAGAGCUGCCGAGCGUCGUCGCGUGCAAGAAGACGAGCGCCAGCGCAAAGAAGAAGAGGAGAGACAAGCACGUGAGGCUGAGGAGGCUGAGCGUGAGGCAGAAGAGAAGAAGCGCAAGGACGCUGAAGCAAAGGCGGAGGCUGAGGCGCGCAGGCAAGAGCGCCAAGAGGCUGCUCGCAAGCAAAUGGAGCCUGAGCAAGAGGCUGAGCAGAGACGUCUGGAGAGGAAGCAAGGUGGCGCUGGUGCUGCACCACCCAGCCGCACAUUCGACAGACCAUCUCUCGCAAGCCGCGCACCACCACCCGAUGACCCAGCUGCCGAGUCCCGUGGUCCUCCUAAGAUCGCUCUUGCAGGCAGCAAGCCCAGCUGGCGUGAGCGUGAAGCCAUGAAGGCACGUGGCGAGCUUCCACAGCAAGAAGCAGCUCCCACGAGCAGUAGCAGCCCUGCCCCGCCAGCCGCGCCGCCCGCUGAUGAGCGUGUGGCCACCGAGGAGACCGCCUUGCCCAAGAAGAGUGGCUACGUCCCUCCUCAUAUGCGUGGUGCCGGUGCUGGUGCCCGAACACCUAGUGCCGAUUCCUUGCCUCCACCUCCUCAGCCGCGUGAGCCUAGGGAGAAUAGGGAGAGGGAUAGUUCGGCUAAGCCUGAGGCGCCGAGGGAGAGGUGGGCGCCGAGAUCGAGGACGCAGCAGGAAGAGGGUGGUGAGAGGUCGGAGAGCCCGGCGGCGCCUCCGGCGGGUGGGAGGUAUCAGCCUCCUUCGCGCACUGGUGGUACUCCAGGCGCUGGUGGAAGCACGGGUGGUGCUUACAGGCCUCCUGGGCGCAGAUAG
This is a messenger RNA of Recurvomyces mirabilis, 3327 nucleotides long. RefSeq names its product eukaryotic translation initiation factor 3 subunit A (gene TIF32). The record is from RefSeq and is a predicted model, not a curated record. Gene Ontology annotation, biological process: formation of cytoplasmic translation initiation complex; translation reinitiation. The coding region runs from base 1 to 3327 and encodes 1108 amino acids. The transcript has a single exon. Gene Ontology annotation, cellular component: multi-eIF complex; eukaryotic translation initiation factor 3 complex, eIF3e; eukaryotic translation initiation factor 3 complex, eIF3m. Lineage: Eukaryota; Fungi; Ascomycota; Dothideomycetes; Mycosphaerellales; Teratosphaeriaceae. Gene Ontology annotation, molecular function: mRNA binding; translation initiation factor activity.